UUGAAAACAUCCAACUGUGCAGAUCAUCUCCAGCAAGACACUGACGUCUUCUCAUACUUUCAGACUUCAAACUCCAACAUGAUCGUGCUCCUCUUGUUGUUCGGCCUGGCUCUGGGUGCUGUGGUUCCUCCAGAAAAGCAGAGAGUGGCGCUACAGCGAGGCAGCUGUCCCUCGCACUGGUUCAGCUUCAACAGACGCUGCUACAAGUACUUAGCCCCACGUGUGACCUGGGCUGAUGCAGAGCUCCACUGUGUGUCACUGGGAGCCAACCUGGUGUCUAUCCACAGUCUGCAGGAACAAGAUUUCGUCCACUCCCUGAUCAGGCUGCAUCUCAAUGUGGCCAAGACCAGGGAGAUGGUGAUCAACUUCCAGAAGAAGUGGACAGCUACACAGCCGCUGCACAUCCUGGGUGAGCACAUGGUGGAGGAGUACCUGGUUGUCUACCUCAACAGCAGACUGAGCUGGAGGACCAACACUGACUCUGUUUAUAGGAAGGGGAUGAGCAGACUCUGUUUUCUGAGGAAGCUGAGAUCCUUCAACGUAUGCAGCAGGAUGUUGGAGGUCUUCUACCAGCCUGUGGCCAGCGCCCUGUACUUUGCAGUGGUCUGCUGGGGGAGCAGCAUCAGAGCCGGUGAUAAGUACAGACCGAACUUACUGAUCAGCCAACUCCCUGAUUGGUUGCAAACCAGACUGUCUUGA
Stegastes partitus (bicolor damselfish) is the source of this 699-nucleotide messenger RNA. NCBI's taxonomy places the organism in Eukaryota, Metazoa, Chordata, Actinopteri, Pomacentridae. The record is from RefSeq and is a predicted model, not a curated record.